This is a messenger RNA of Macadamia integrifolia, 1822 nucleotides long. Its product is annotated as abscisic acid 8'-hydroxylase 4. Gene Ontology annotation, biological process: sterol metabolic process. The transcript is spliced from 9 exons. The record is from RefSeq and is a predicted model, not a curated record. Gene Ontology annotation, molecular function: heme binding; iron ion binding; (+)-abscisic acid 8'-hydroxylase activity. Bases 217 to 1650 code for a protein of 477 amino acids. NCBI's taxonomy places the organism in Eukaryota, Viridiplantae, Streptophyta, Magnoliopsida, Proteales, Proteaceae.
CCUGGAUUUCUUGGGGAAAUCAAAGAUUGCAGCUAAACUCGAAUCUUAAUUUGAAAAUUCAUAUAUACUGGAUUAAUAUCCUCUCUAUCAUAUCCAUUCAUCUCCCAUCACUCUAUAUAUACCCACCAACCUUCCCUCUCCCUCUUCUCAGAAUGGAAGACACAGAGAUACCUAUCCCCUCCAGGUCAGAAUUUGUCACUCUUGUGUAAGACGGACAUGGGUGGAGUUCUUGUAUACUUUCUUCUCUUUCUUCCUACACUUCUCUCAUGUAUCUUCUUGAGAAAACAUAAAAGGAAAUCUCAGCAAAGAGCUAGAUUACCUCCAGGUUCAAUGGGGUGGCCUUACAUAGGAGAGACUCUUCAACUCUACACUCAGGACCCAAAUGUCUUCUUUGCAGCUAAACAGAAAAGGUAUGGAGAGAUAUUCAAGACCCACAUACUUGGUUGCCCUUGUGUUAUGCUGGCAAGCCCUGAAGCUGCUAGGUUUGUGUUGGUUACUCAAGCUCAUUUGUUCAAGCCCACGUACCCAAAAAGUAAGGAGCAAAUGAUCGGUCCAUCUGCCCUGUUUUUCCACCAAGGAAACUACCACACUCGACUUAGGAAGCUGGUUCAGGCUUCACUCUCUCCUCAUCCUAUCGGAAAACUCAUCUCCAACAUUGAAGCUGUUGCAGUUUCUACAUUGGAUUCUUGGGCUGGUGGUCAUAUUGUCAACACCUUUCAUGAAAUGAAGAAGUUUUCUUUUGAAGUUGGUAUCCUUGCUAUCUUUGGCAGCUUGGAUGUGUACCUCAAAGAAAAGCUCAAGAAUAACUACUGCAUAGUAGAUAAAGGUUACAAUUCCUUUCCUACAAACAUACCAGGAACUCCCUACUACAACGCGGUCUUGGCAAGGAAGAGGCUGAAUCAGAUUCUAAGUGAGAUUAUUUCUGAGAGGAAGGAUAGGAGAUUAGUGGAGAAUGAUCUUUUGGGUUGUCUUAUGAACUCCAAAGAUGAAGAAGGAAAUAUUCUGACUGAUCAUCAAAUUGCAGAUAACAUAAUUGGAGUGUUGUUUGCAGCUCAAGACACAACAGCUAGUGUUCUCACUUGGAUUCUAAAAUACCUCCAUGAUUACCCCAAACUUCUAGAAGCUGUCAAGGCUGAACAGAAAGCAAUAUAUGAAUCUAAUGAUGAAGGGAAGCAGCCCUUGACAUGGGCUCAAACUAGAAAUAUGGUAUAUACUCACAAGGUUAUAUUAGAAAGUUUGAGGAUGGCAAGCAUCAUAUCUUUCACAUUUAGGGAAGCAGUUGCUGAUGUGGAAUAUAAGGGAUAUCUUAUUCCAAAAGGCUGGAAGGUGAUGCCUUUGUUCAGAAACAUUCACCAUGAUCCUGGAUUCUUCCCUGAUCCUCAGAAGUUUGAUCCUUCAAGAUUCAAGGUUGCACCAAAACCCAAUACAUUUAUGCCAUUUGGCAGUGGAGUACAUGCAUGUCCUGGAAAUGAACUUGCCAAGCUGGAGAUGCUAAUUUUGAUCCAUCAUCUAUUAACCAAGUUCAGGUGGGAUGUGGUAGGAUUGCACAGUGGGAUUCAGUAUUGUCCAUUCCCAGUUCCUCAGCAUGGACUCCCAGCCAGGUUUUGGAAAUUAGAAUCCUGCAGCCAAAGACAAAAUGGGUGCCCAUGAUAUAUAGCAGAUAUGCCAUGCCAACCUUUUUUAAUGUUUCAAAGAAAGAAUGAAUAUCUCUAAUCCACCCAUCAACUUAUCUAGGGAAGGAAAGAUGCUUCUUUUUCUCCUCAUAUUGUUCUUGUUAUCAAUUUAUUCAAGGAGGAAUUCUCUUCUAUCUGUUUCCUUUUCA